Messenger RNA from Ricinus communis (castor bean), 1180 nucleotides. RefSeq names its product glycine-rich RNA-binding protein 2, mitochondrial. The record is from RefSeq and is a predicted model, not a curated record. Lineage: Eukaryota; Viridiplantae; Streptophyta; Magnoliopsida; Malpighiales; Euphorbiaceae. The coding region runs from base 166 to 1011 and encodes 281 amino acids. The transcript has 5 exons. Gene Ontology annotation, molecular function: RNA binding.
GCCAAAGACAUUACAUAUCCAACGGCUCAUAUAUCAUUCUCUUCUUCUUAUAACCUUCUUCACUUUCACCUACAUAAACCCCAUUUCGAAAAAUAGGGUUUUAGUUACUGUAUACAGAGCUUGAAAGACAGAGAGAGAAGAGGAUCAAUUUUAAAGGUUGUUGCAAUGGCUUUCCUAAGUAAAGUUGGGAAUUUAUUAAGGCAGACAGCUACCAAGCAGAUCAGUAAUGAACUUUCUGCAUCCAGGCCUUCCAUGUUUCAAGCAAUACGCUUCAUGUCCUCUUCUAAAGUUUUUGUUGGAGGUAUUUCUUAUCAGACAGAUGACACGAGUCUGAGAGAAGCUUUCGGUAAAUAUGGUGAAGUCAUUGAAGCAAGAGUUAUCAUCGAUCGUGAAACUGGUAGAUCUAGAGGGUUUGCUUUUGUUACUUACACCUCCAGUGAGGAGGCCUCUAGUGCCAUCCAGGCCUUGGAUGGACAGGAUCUUCAUGGUCGUCGUGUAAGGGUGAAUUAUGCAAAUGAUAGACCCCGUACUAGCUUUGGCGGUGGUGGUUACGGUGGCGGAGGCUAUGGCGCAGGUGGAGGAGGCUAUGGCGCAGGUGGAGGAGGCUAUGGCGCAGGCGGAGGAGGCUACAGCUCUGGUGGAGGCUAUGGCGCUGGUGGUGGAGCCUAUGGAGGUAACUAUGGUGGUACUGGUGGGAAUUACGGAGACAGUAACACUAGUGGUGGUGGUGAUGAUGUUGGCUAUGCCAGCGGAAACAGUUUUGGCAGUGCUAGUACUGGAACUUAUGGCAGUGAUACAUGGAACGAUGCUAGUGGUGGUGUUAACCCUGCUAGUGGAAACACAAAUGAAUUUGGUGGUGGGAGUUAUGGUGCUGCUGGUGGUGCUGAUGGUAACUUUGGUGCCAAUGAUGGAUUUGGUGACCGUGAAGGCAACAGCUUGGAUGCCUCUCCUGAAGGUUUUGAUCACGAUAGGGAUGACGAUUCUACUGGUGACUUUGCCAAAAGGGCGUGAUACUAUGUGCUUCGGUUCUAUGUUUUCAGUAAACUGCGUUUUUAUUAUCCCAUCUUUUCUGCUUCUGAACGGUUUGCAUCAUUUAUCGUAUUAGUGGUAUGAGAUAAACUUUCAGUCUGUUAUUUUAUGAGAAACAAAGGGUACCGUUGGAAAUAAUUUCUUAGUUGUA